CCGGCCGGGGGCCCCGUCCUGGGCCCGGACCUGGCGGCGGAGCUGGUGCGGCGGCAGUGCCCCGAGGCCCUGCCUGGCCUGGGCAUCCUGGUCGGCUACGACAGCAGGCUGCACGGCGAUCUUCCUGCCGAGCGAGGCAAGAGGCAUCACAUGAGGAGGAUACAGCAGCACUACGGUGUCCCCUUCGGCAAGAUGUUGCUGCUAGUCCUGGAGGGUUCCAAGGGCGGCUGGGGCAGAGAGGGUUUGCCCGUCUCCCUCGGUUUCGACCUUUUUCCAGGGCCAGGCGGAGAUUUCAAGUCACCAUCGAGAAAAGGAUCCUGA
Molecule: messenger RNA, 321 nt
Organism: Prorocentrum cordatum
Lineage: Eukaryota; Dinophyceae; Prorocentrales; Prorocentraceae
Source: the annotation of a GenBank genome assembly